Molecule: messenger RNA, 1593 nt
Organism: Haliotis rubra (blacklip abalone)
Lineage: Eukaryota; Metazoa; Mollusca; Gastropoda; Lepetellida; Haliotidae
Product: all trans-polyprenyl-diphosphate synthase PDSS2-like
Exons: 6
Coding region: 80-1345 (421 amino acids)
Biological process (GO): ubiquinone biosynthetic process; isoprenoid biosynthetic process
Cellular component (GO): transferase complex; mitochondrion
Molecular function (GO): prenyltransferase activity
Source: RefSeq, a predicted model, not a curated record
UCCCAUCUGUAUGUAUUUGGCGAGCAUGGCCGCUUGCUGUUUUGUAAUCAUCCGACAGAGUUGAUGGUAGUUAGUCAAGAUGUGCUCGUGUUCACGGAACCUCUUGCGAUGUUUGUCGCGCUCUUUGAAUAAUCAAGCAAACCAGUGUAGUACAGAAUGGAGAGGAAGACACCAUUUCUUGAAUUUUACACGAAACCUCUCAAAUGUUUUCAUCAGCCCAAGGUCACGUGUACUGAAUUCAUUGCAAAUGGGCCAAAGACAUGUAGGCCUUUGGAGUAGCAGCAGCGAGCCGAAUGACUGGAAUAAAGCAGUGUCUAAUGCCGAAAAGAUAGUUGGCUACCCCACUUCAUUUAUGAGCCUCCGGUGUUUGCUUAGCGAUGAAAUUUCUAAUGUCGUUCUUCACAUGAGGAAACUUGUAGGAACGCAACAUCCAUUACUACGAACGGCCAGAGGCCUGGUGUAUGAUGGGAAACAUGGUCUGCAGACCCGGGGGCUGAUUGUCCUGCUGCUGUCGAAGGCCGCGGGUCCUGGGCCACAGCUAGAAGGAGAGAUACUAGAGAAGGACAAAAUCACAGGAAUCUGUCCGCGACAAAGGUCUCUUGCAGAGGUCACAGAAAUGAUCCAUACAGCCAACCUCAUUCACAAAGGAGUGGUCAACCUUUCCGACCUUGACCCUGUUUUUGACGGGCCGAUCAAGGACAUGGAGUUUGGAAACAAGAUGGCUGUUCUAAGUGGGGACUUCCUCUUGGCCAAUGCCUCAACAGGAUUGGCAGAGUUAAAAAACACAAAGGUAGUUGAAACUAUGUCAAGUGCAAUUGGAGAUCUAAUGGAGGCCGAGUUUACAGGACUCCAGGACGGAAAAGGAAAUCUAGCCUUACCUUCCUCUGUCACAUUCUCUGAUUGGUUGAAACAAACAUUCCUGUCAUCUGGCAGCCUAUUGGCUAAGAGUUGCCAGUCAUCAAUGGCACUUGUGAAACAUGACGACCAUGUUCAGAAACAAGCAUUUGAAUUUGGCUGUAACAUGGCGUACGUUCAGCAGCUCAAUGAAGACAUGGCACCAUUCCUUUACCCCGAGGAAUUCCUUGAUCAACUCACAAUGGUUUCGGCUCCUGUGAUGAAGUAUGCAGAGACUCAUGGAGUUGCCUCCCUUGCCACAUUCACAUCGCCUCUCAGCUCCACCGACAGGAAACAGAUUGUGUCUCUGAUCCAGUCAUCCCAGGUCUUGAAUGAGUGCCUCGCGUUGUGUGAAGAAUAUGGCCAGAAAGCUAUUCAAGCAUUAGACAUUUUUCCCCAUUCUGAUGCCAAGAUGGCACUGGUCAAUAUUGUCGAGGCAGUCAUGAAAUAAGUUUGAAGCUCGGAAUAUUGUCGCCAGAUCACUGUGUGUCAUAAACUGUCACAUAUCAUACUUGGCAACAGGAUUAUUGGUCAACACAGCUGUAAUUGUGAUAUUUAUUUCCAGUUACCAAUGACUGUAAAAUGUAUAGUUCAGGUGUCACAUUUGACAACAGAAGAUCCGUGAAGAUCCAGGUUAGAUUUGAUCUUCAGUAACCCAUGCUUGUAAGAGGCGACUAACGGGAUCAGGUGGUCAGGCUC